AUGGCGAGGCUAGCGGCUUCCUCAGGCUUCGCUCCCGUUAUUAUGGCUGUAGCUGCUCCUCCUCUCGUCGGCAGGGGCUGCCUGGGGCUGGUCAAAGGGCCCCCUGAAAUCAAUUUAGUUCUGUACCCCCAGGGUCUGGCUGGUGAAGAAGCAUAUGUAAAAGUGGAUUUGAGGGUUAAAUGCCCACCGACUUACCCAGAUGUAGUCCCUGAAAUAGAGUUAAAAAAUGCCAAAGGUCUGUCCAAUGAGAGUGUUAAUUUAUUAAAAUCUCGCCUGGAUGAAGUGGCCAAGAAGCAUUGUGGAGAGGUGAUGAUAUUUGAACUGGCUUACUACGUGCAGUCAUUUCUCAACGAACAUAACAAGCCCCCACCCAAGUCUUUUCAUGAGGAGAUGCUGGAAAGGCGGGCUCAGGAGGAGCAGCAGAGGCUGUUAGAGGCCAAGCGGAAAGCGGAGCAGGAGCAACGUGAAAUCCUUCAUGAGAUUCAGAGAAGGAAAGAAGAGAUCAAAGAAGAGAAAAAAAGGAAAGAAAUGGCCAAGCAGGAACGUUUGGAAAUUGCUAGUUUUUCAAACCAAGAUCAUAUCUCUAGGAAGGACCCAGGAGGACACAGAACAGCUGCUGUUCCACAUGGAGGCUCUCCUGACUUUGUAGGAAACGGUAAACAUCGGACCAACUCCUCUGGAAGAUCUAGGCGAGAGCGGCAGUAUUCUGUAUGUAAUAGUGAAGAUUCUCCUGGCUCUUGUGAAAUCCUGUAUUUCUCUGUGGGUAAUACUGAUCAGCUCAUGGUGCACAAAGGAAAAUGUAUUGCCUGUGAUGAGCAGCUUGGAAAACUAGUCUACAAUGCUUUGGAAACAGCCACGGGCAGCUUCGUCUUGUUGUAUGAGUGGGUCCUUCAGUGGCAGAAAAAAAUCGGUCCUUUCCUUACCAAUCAAGAAAAAGAGAAGAUUGAUAAGUGCAAAAAGCAGAUCCAAGGGGCAGAAACAGAAUUCAACUCACUGGUAAAGUUGAGCCAUCCCAAUGUAGUACGCUGCUUCGCAAUGAAUCUCCGAGAGCAAGACGACUCCAUCGUGGUGCACAUUUUGGUGGAGCACUUCAAUGGGGUCUCCCUUGCUGCACACCUGAGCCACACAGGCCCCAUCCCUGUGCCUCUGCUUCGCAAGUACGCAGCUCAGCUCUUGUCGGGCCUCGAUUAUUUGCACAGCAAUUCCGUGGUGCACAAGGUUCUGGGUACCUCGAGUGUCUUGGUGGACGCAGAGGGCACUAUCAAGAUUACAGACUACAGCAUUUCUAAGCGCCUCGCAGACAUUUGCAAGGAGGAUGUGUUUGAGCAAACUCGGGUUCGUUUUAGUGACAGUGCUCUGCCUUAUAGAACGGGGAAGAAAGGGGAUGUUUGGCACCUUGGCCUUUUGCUGCUCUCUCUCAGCCAAGGACAAGAAUGUGGAGAGUACCCUGUGACCAUCCCUCGUGACUUACCUGCUGACUUUCAGGAUUUUCUAAAGAAAUGUGUUUGCCUGGAUGACAAGGAAAGAUGGAGUCCUCAGCAGCUGUUGAAACACAGCUUUAUAAAUCCUCAGCCAAAAAAGUCUUUACUGGAACAAAGUCCUGAAGAUUUUGGAAGACAAGAUUACAUUGAGACUGUUAUUCCUAGCACCCAGCUACCUGGUGCUGCAUUCUUCAGUGAGACACAGAGGCAGUUUUCCCGCUAUUUCAAUGAGUUUGAAGAAUUACAGCUUCUCGGCAAAGGAGCUUUUGGAGCUGUCAUCAAGGUGCAGAACAAGCUGGACGGCUGCUGCUACGCGGUGAAGCGCAUCCCCAUCAACCCGGCCAGCAGGCACUUCCGCAGGAUCAAGGGCGAGGUGACGCUGCUGUCGCGCCUGCACCAUGAGAACAUCGUGCGCUACUACAACGCCUGGAUCGAGAAGCACGAGCGGCUGGUGGGCCCGGGCACUUCGCCCGAGGACACUUCGGCGGAGCGCUCAGCCGCAGGCCAGGGCUCCAGCAGCGACGAGGACGACGAGGACGAGCAUGACGGUGUCUUCUCACAGUCCUUCCUACCUGCUUCAGAUUCUGAAAGUGAUAUCAUCUUUGACAAUGAAGAUGAGAACAGUAAAAGCCAGAAUCAGGAUGAAGACUGCAAUGGGAAGAACAGUUGCCAUGAGAGUGAAUUAUCAGUGACCACAGAAGCUGUGCACUACCUCUAUAUCCAGAUGGAAUACUGUGAAAAGAGCACCUUACGUGACACCAUCGACCAGGGACUGUAUCAAGACACCAACAGACUCUGGAGGCUUUUCCGGGAGAUUCUGGAUGGACUGGCUUAUAUCCAUGAGAAAGGAAUGAUCCACCGGGAUUUGAAGCCUGUCAACAUUUUUUUGGAUUCUGAUGACCACGUAAAAAUAGGUGAUUUUGGUUUGGCGACAGACCAUCUACCCUUUGCUGCUGACGGCAAACAAGAUGAUGCAGCCGGAGAUCACUUAAUUAAAUCAGACCCUUCAGGCCAUUUGACUGGGAUGGUUGGCACUGCGCUGUAUGUAAGCCCAGAAGUCCAAGGAAGCACCAAAUCUGCAUACAACCAGAAAGUGGAUCUCUUCAGCCUGGGAAUCAUCUUCUUUGAGAUGUCCUAUUACCCCAUGGUCACGGCCUCAGAAAGAAUCUUUGUUCUCAACCAACUCAGAGAUCCCACUUCGCCCAAGUUUCCAGAAGACUUCGAUGAUGAAGAGCAUACAAAGCAGAAAUCUGUCAUCUCCUGGCUAUUGAACCACGAUCCAGCAAAGCGGCCUACAGCCACAGAACUGCUCAAGAGUGAGCUGCUGCCCCCACCGCAGAUGGAGGAGUCUGAGCUGCACGAGGUGCUGCACCACACCCUGGCCAACGUGGAUGGGAAGGCCUAUCGCACCAUGAUGGCCCAGAUCUUCUCCCAGCGCAUCCCCCCUGCCAUUGACUACACCUAUGACAGCGACAUACUGAAGGGCAACUUUUCGAUCUGUAUAGCCAAGAUGCAGCAGCAUGUGUGUGAGACCAUCAUCCGCAUCUUUAAAAGACACGGAGCUGUCCAGUUGUGUACCCCACUACUACUUCCCCGAAAUAGGCAAAUAUACGAGCACAACGAAGCUGCCUUAUUCAUGGACCACAGCGGGAUGCUGGUGAUGCUUCCUUUCGACCUGCGGGUUCCUUUUGCAAGAUACGUGGCAAGAAAUAAUAUAUUGAAUUUAAAACGAUACUGCAUAGAACGUGUGUUCAGACCUCGCAAAUUAGACCGAUUUCAUCCCAAAGAACUUCUGGAAUGUGCGUUUGAUAUCGUCACCUCCACCACCAACAGCUCCCUGCCCACUGCUGAAGUCAUCUACACUAUCUAUGAAAUCAUCCAGGAGUUCCCAGCCCUGCAGGAAAGAAAUUACAGUAUUUACUUGAACCAUACCAUGUUAUUGAAAGCAAUACUCUUACACUGUGGGAUCCCAGAAGAUAAACUCAGUCAAGUCUACAUUAUUCUGUAUGAUGCCGUGACAGAAAAGCUGACGAGGAGAGAAGUGGAAGCUAAAUUUUGUAAUCUGUCUUUGUCUCCUAAUAGUCUGUGUCGACUCUACAAAUUUAUUGAGCAGAAGGGAGAUUUGCAAGAUCUAACACCAACAAUAAAUUCAUUAAUAAAACAGAAAACAGGCGUUGCCCAACUGGUGAAGUAUGGCAUAAAAGAUCUAGAGGAGGUUGUUGGGCUGUUGAAGAAACUUGGCAUAAAGUUACAGGUCUUGAUCAAUUUGGGCUUGGUUUACAAGGUGCAGCAGCACAGCGGGAUCAUCUUCCAGUUUGUGGCGUUCAUCAAACGGAGGCAAAGGGCUGUCUCUGAAAUCCUUGCAGCUGGUGGCAGAUACGACCUGCUGAUUCCUCAGUUUAGAGGACCACAGGCUCUGGGGCCAGUUCCCACUGCCAUUGGGGUCAGCAUAGCAAUAGACAAGAUAUCUGCUGCUGUCCUCAACAUGGAAGAACCUGUUUCAGUAAGCUCCUGUGACCUCCUGGUCGUAAGUGUUGGCCAGAUGUCCAUGUCCAGGGCCAUCAACAUAACCCAGAAACUCUGGACGGCGGGAAUCACAGCAGAAAUCAUGUAUGACUGGUCACAGUCCCAAGAGGAACUACAGGAGUACUGCCGACAUCAUGAAAUCACCUAUGUGGCCCUUGUGUCAGAUAAAGAAGGAAGCCAUGUCAAGGUUAAGUCUUUUGAGAAGGAAAGGCAAACAGAGAAACGUGUGCUGGAGUCUGAUCUUGUGGACCAUGUUAUGCAGAAGCUGAGGACUAAAGUCAGUGAUGAAAGGACUAUCAGAGAAGCUUCUGAUAAUCUCGCAGUACAAAAUCUGAAGGGGUCAUUUUCUAAUGCUUCAGGUCUGUUUGAAAUCCAUGGAGCAGCCGUUGUCCCCAUUGUGACUGUGAUAGCCCCGGAGAAGCUGUCAGCCAGUACUAAGCGGCGAUAUGAGACUCAGGUACAAACCCGACUUCAGACCUCCCUUGCCAACUUACAUCAGAAAAGCAGUGAAAUUGAAAUUUUGGCUGUGGAUCUACCCAAAGAAACAAUCUUACAGUGUUUAUCAUUAGAGUGGGAUGCUGAUGAACAGGCAUUUAACACAACUGUGAAGCAGCUGCUGUCACGCCUGCCAAAGCAAAGAUACCUGAAAGUAGUCUGUGAUGAAAUUUAUAACAUCAAAGUAGGAAAAAAGGUGUCCGUGCUAUUCCUGUAUAGCUACAGAGAUGACUACUACAGAAUCUUAUUUUAAUCCUAGAGAACAGUCAUUACACUGUUCAGACAGGAACUGUAAAAUGUUGUACAUUCAUUGUAAUUUUAAAUUAACUUUACAUUCUAAGAAGCUGUCACUCAAAAUGGAGCUUUAUAAGUUUUUCAUUUGUAAUAUAUAUAUAUAUAUAAAUUUAUCUUUUGCAAUAUAAUAAAUGUUUUCAUAUAUUUCCUUUUUAAUUGCAAAUCUAUUGACAUGAAAGGUUUUGUGGAGCUAGAAGAGAGGAAAACAGCCUUGUUCUUCCCUUAGCUUUAGUGACUAACUCAUGAAAAUGUCCAAACUGAAGGGCAUAAAGAAGUCAAAUAUCAUCAACUUGUAAUCUUUAGUCUUAAUUUUGUAAUAUGCUUAUCCUAAGGUGAUUAAGCAAACUAAUUUGACUAUGAGAAUUCAUUCAAAUUUGCUAAAGGAACUAUGAUAAAAUUAUAUAGCCUGGCCAUGGCUGGUGUUGCAUAAUGGUUAGCAUCCACCUAUGCACCAAAGGAUCUUGGGUUUCAUACCCAGUCAAGAACAUAUGCCCAGGUUGUGAGCUCCAUCCCUGGUAGGGGGCAUGCAGGAGGCAGUCAAUCCAUGU
Molecule: messenger RNA, 5344 nt
Organism: Myotis davidii
Lineage: Eukaryota; Metazoa; Chordata; Mammalia; Chiroptera; Vespertilionidae
Gene: EIF2AK4
Product: eukaryotic translation initiation factor 2 alpha kinase 4
Exons: 40
Coding region: 1-4755 (1584 amino acids)
Biological process (GO): regulation of translational initiation by eIF2 alpha phosphorylation; DNA damage checkpoint signaling
Molecular function (GO): ATP binding; eukaryotic translation initiation factor 2alpha kinase activity; protein binding
Source: RefSeq, a predicted model, not a curated record